This is a messenger RNA of Leptinotarsa decemlineata (Colorado potato beetle), 1882 nucleotides long. RefSeq names its product Putative vitellogenin receptor yl (gene yl). Gene Ontology annotation, cellular component: plasma membrane; apical plasma membrane; signaling receptor complex. Gene Ontology annotation, biological process: receptor-mediated endocytosis. Gene Ontology annotation, molecular function: hormone binding; calcium ion binding; protein binding. The record is from RefSeq and is a predicted model, not a curated record. Lineage: Eukaryota; Metazoa; Arthropoda; Insecta; Coleoptera; Chrysomelidae.
UCCAGGUGUAAAAAUGGAGAUUGCUUGGAUAUGAAACUGGUGUGUAAUGGAAAUCACGAUUGUUAUGAUGGUUCUGAUGAGGAUGGACUGUGUUCAACUUCCUGUGAAGGAUCAGCCAAUCGAUGUUCUCAAAUAUGCAAUAAAACUCCAAUGGGACCGUCUUGCGAGUGUAGAUCUGGGUUCAUAUUGAUGGGCAAUGGGGUCAGCUGCAUGGAUUUGAAUGAAUGCCAGAAUCAUCCACCAGUAUGCAGUCAAAUUUGCCACAAUCAGGACGGCGGUUUCAAAUGCGAUUGUUAUGAUGGCUUUUUACUGAGAUCCGACAAGAAAUCUUGCAAAGCAGAAGGAAAUCCGAUGUCGCUCAUUUUCAGUGAAUAUGGGCAAAUAAGGGAACUCUCGCAAUUGACUAAUAUCUUGUCUGUUGUAUUUGCCACUCCUGCACCAAAAAUAACUGGCCUAGACGUACUUGUCAAUCCAAGAACCAUCUAUUUCAGCAUGGAGGAAACUUCCACGAUUCACAAAAUCGAUAUGACAUCAAAAACGAGACAUUUCAUAAGGAAUAUUGGACAACCUCAGGACAUUGCUGUUGAUUGGUCUACUCACAACAUCUAUUACUACAACACGGACACCAACUCGAAAUCUAUCAGUAUUUGUAGUUUCGAAGAAAAGUGCGCGAAGUUGAUUGAUGUUGACAUGCACAGACAAGUGGCAGGAUUGGUUGUCGACUCUGUCAACAAAUUUUUAUUUUAUGCUUUGAACAGUUGGUACGUGUUCAAUUCCCCCAGUUACGUUAUCUACAGGUGCAACUUGGAUGGAACUGAGAAGACGGAAAUAAUGAAAACUACAGAUGGGUUUGUAUCCGACAUCACUUUUGACCACAACAGUAGGAUAUUGUACUACAUGGAUAUGUACUUGGGUCAAAUAAAUAAGAUAACCUAUGAUGGUAGUUUCAAAACUCCAAUUUAUUCCAAUAUCACCCGAUCCUCAGGGCUUAAGUUCUUCGAGAACCGAUUAUACUAUUCCACGAAUGGGGGAUUUGUUUCAGUUUGCAGGUUAUACGGAUUUCUGAGAUGUGAUAGUUUCAGGCUUCACAAUGAUGCAAUAGAUUUCUUCACUAUUCUACAAGAGACGCUUCAGCCGAGUGUGGGUAAUCCUUGCAAGAACCACAAUUGCUCCAACUUAUGCGUUCCAGCUCAGUUUGGAUAUAAAUGUCUCUGCCAGGAUGGAACGCUUCUAUCUGGACCAGGAAGUUGUCAAAUUAAUGAGAAUACCCCAGAGUCCGACAAAAAAUAUACUGUUCACUCGGUGGCGAUGACACAGGCCGGUCUCGAGGAGGGAAGUUCGGGUACCGUAGCUGUUGCCAUCACGAUACCUCUUCUGGUGAUAUUAUUUGCUUUGGGAGCCAUUUACUUUAUCAAGAAAAAGCAUGCAGGAGCUUUGAAUGUCAGGAUGAGAUUUUAUACUCCUCAUUUCGGAAGGACCGUUCAAGAUGAAAAUCCUAUUCUAAAGCCUGGUCAACAUGAAUACACAAACCCCGUUCAUUUUAAUAAAGAAGAUAAUGAAUUAACUCUAGAAACAGCACCUAUCAAACUGAAUGAUGCCUCGAAUGUGUGAUAUUUAAUAAGUUUCUUUGAGUUUUACUUUUUAUAUUGUUGUUUUAUCGUUUGUAUAAAUUUUAUCGAUGUUAAAUAUUGAAAUGUUAUAUUUUUACCGUUAUAGUUCAUAAAUGAAGAGGAAUGCUUCAGAGUGAAUAUUGAAUUUGAAGUGUGAUAUUGAUAGCAUUGUUAUACAUUUAGUUAUUACACAGGAUGAACAAUGUACACAUCCUCCAUAUAUUUAUUAUCAUUGAAAAAUGAAUAAAUCAUUUUAAUAGUACAUACUGAAA